This is a messenger RNA of Linum tenue, 1923 nucleotides long. The record is from the annotation of a GenBank genome assembly. Lineage: Eukaryota; Viridiplantae; Streptophyta; Magnoliopsida; Malpighiales; Linaceae.
GGCCCGUGGGCCGUGGCGUAGCACGGCUUCCGGAAUUGUAGCGCCAUAAGCCCAUAAUGGUGCCAGCCGUAUUUUUUUUUAUCUGUUCCUCUUCUGCCGGUAAUCCGGCGGCCAACCACCGUUAAACCCUAAAGCCUUCCGACACAAACCCCCCUACUAAAUGUACCGCCUGCAGCUCGUCGGUCGCCGGGUGAAGCCGUCUCCGUCGCCGCAUCUCUCACUCUCCUUCACGCUUCUCUCGCGCAACCUAUCUUCCUCCGCCGCCUCGUCGAAGCUCCGUGAUUACUACUCCUUCGAGCCUCCUCCUUCGCUCUCCCCGGAAACCCGAACCAGCCAUGAUAAUCCACCUCCGACGAAGAAGCAGAAGCCGCGGUAUCAGCCGCCAUCUUCGCUAAACCAGUCCAGAAAGCCGAUGCACUCUGAUCUUCCUUUUGAUUUCCGGUACAGCUACACGGAGAGCAGCCAGGCUGUGCGGCCAAUUGGGCUCAGGGAGCCUAAGUACUCGCCAUUCGGACCACGGCGGCUGGACCGGAAAUGGACCGGCGUUUGCGCCCCGGCGGUGGACCCGAAAGUGAAGUCGGUCGACGAAGCGGCGGAUCAGAACCUGGAAGAGGAGAGGCAGAAAAGGAGGGAAAGGAUACAGGGGGAGCCACUUACCAAUGCUGAGAGGAAGAUUUUGGUGCAGAGCUGUCAGAGGAAUAAGACCAAAAGACAAGUCAAUCUGGGGAGAGAUGGAUUCACUCACAAUAUGCUGAAUGAUAUUCAUAACAAUUGGAGAAGUGCUGAAGCGGUUAGGAUUAAGUGUCUAGGUGUUCCCACCGUUGACAUGAAAAACAUUUGCUCCCAGCUUGAGGAUAAAACUUUUGGGAAGAUCAUUCAUAGACAUGGUGGUCAGCUGGUUUUGUAUAGAGGUCGGAACUAUAAUCCCAAGAAAAGGCCCGCCGUUCCGUUGAUGUUGUGGAAGCCUCACGAGCCUGUAUAUCCUAAGCUUAUCAAAACUACCAUUGAAGGCCUUAGCAUUGAGGAAACGAAGGAAAUGAGAAAGAGGGGACUGGCUGUUCCUGCAGUUACAAGGCUUGCCAAGAACGGUUACUAUGGCAGUCUGGUACCUAUGGUGAGAGAUGCUUUUAUUGUGAGCGACUUGGUUCGCAUAGACUGCCAAGGCCUUGAAAAGAGUGACUACAAGAAAAUAGGCUGCAAACUACGGGACUUGGUUCCUUGCGUCCUGGUAACAUUUGAGAAAGAACAGAUCGUGGUUUGGAGAGGAAACGAUUACAAGCCUCCAGAAGAUGGACAUGUAUAUAGUAGUCGGGAAUUCUUCGACGAUCCUGAGGGCGACAUGAUGACAUUUCCUGAAGACGACGAACUUCGCUCAGACUAAGUGGGGAAAUGAUGAGCGACUACAAGGAUAAAAGAAAGAGUCGGCCUUUGUUCACAGCAAAGUCAUUCUGUCGUUACACUUGCAUUAAGUCUAGUACCAUUUUCCUCAAAAGAGGUUAUAAUCAGAUCGCCGUAAGUGAAUCGCUCGCUCUCUACAACGUAUCAUCUGUUGGUUUGCUGCAUCACAAGUGCAAGGGCUAUGGUGUGAUUGUCUGCUGCGGUUAGGCUGUAUUGUGUAUAGUUAGAUAGAUAGACACUUGUCGUGAGGGGUUUACAUCAGCUGUACAAGUUCAUUCCAGGCGUCUGCUCUUCUCUGCUGAUCAUAUUUGUUUGUAGCUGUGAUUGGACCAGGGUCCGUCCAGCCCAAGUGUCUGUCGGCUGGGUUGUGGUUAGGCCGAAACUGGGUCUGAUCCGUUCCUUACGGAUAAGAACCUAGUCUGAGAGGUUUUGCAAACCCAUCCCCAUAGUCAUGGGUAAUACCCGCUUUAUAUAAGCAAUAUUAUUAUAUCUAAAGUUCAACAUAUAUGUUUUUAAUUAUAACAC